Molecule: messenger RNA, 2698 nt
Organism: Onychostoma macrolepis
Lineage: Eukaryota; Metazoa; Chordata; Actinopteri; Cypriniformes; Cyprinidae
Gene: hoxb3a
Product: homeobox B3a
Biological process (GO): regulation of transcription by RNA polymerase II
Cellular component (GO): nucleus
Molecular function (GO): DNA-binding transcription factor activity, RNA polymerase II-specific; RNA polymerase II cis-regulatory region sequence-specific DNA binding
Source: RefSeq, a predicted model, not a curated record
GGACCCUGGUAGCCGGUAACUCGAUUUUUGGAAAUGCAGAAAACGACCUACUACGACAACUCGACACUUUUCGGAGGAUACUCGUACCAGGGGGCAAACGGUUUUGGCUAUGAUGCCCCGGCACCAGCCUUCCAGAACUCAGCGCAUCUUGAGGGUGACUACCAAAGGUCUGCAUGCUCCCUACAGUCGCUCGGCACCAGCGCACCCCCACAGCCUCAGCAUGCCAAGACGAAAGAGCUUAAUGGCAGCUGCAUGCGGCCCAGUCUGCCACCUGAACACCACCCACCCCCCCAAGUUUCUCCUCAGAACGCUGUAAACGUUGCUGCCUCAAAUGCCACCCAGCAGCCAGGCGGCAGCGGUGGUGGCGGGGCCGGCAGCGGGGGAACGGCCAAAUCGUCAUCCAAGUCAUCCUCUCUGGCCCCAAACCCAGCGCUCACGAAGCAAAUCUUUCCUUGGAUGAAGGAGUCACGUCAGAACACCAAGCAAAAAAACAGCUCCCCUAGUGCAAGCUCAGCUAACGCGGAGAGCAGCGGUGGUGAGAAAAGCCCUCCGGGUUCUGCAGCUUCCAAGAGAGCACGCACCGCUUACACCAGCGCUCAGCUGGUGGAGCUCGAGAAGGAGUUUCACUUCAACCGAUACCUGUGCCGGCCGAGGCGUGUGGAGAUGGCCAAUCUGCUCAACCUUAGCGAGCGGCAGAUCAAGAUUUGGUUCCAGAACAGGCGGAUGAAGUACAAGAAGGAUCAAAAGUUGAAAGGCAUUGGCUCGUCCUCAGGGGGGCCGUCCCCCACAGGAAGCCCACCUCUCCCAAUGCAGUCCUCAGCUGGUUUCAUGAACUCUAUGCACUCAAUGGGCAGUUAUGAUGCUCCCUCCCCACCAUCUUUUAACAAGCCCCAUCAAAAUGCAUACGCCAUGUCAACAGCCUAUCAGAACCCAAUGAAAGGUUGCCCACCCCAACAGAAGUAUGGAAACACUGCACCGGAUUAUGACCCACACGGGCUACAGGGUAACAGUAGCACCUACGGGACACCAAACAUGCAGGGUAGCCCCGUGUAUGUGGGAGGUAGCUAUGUUGAUGCCAUGCCUGCCACUGGGCCUUCUAUGUAUGGCCUCAAUCACCUACCACACCACCAGUCGGCAAGCAUGGACUACAACGGUGCCACACAGAUGCCGGCGAACCAGCACCAUGGACCGUGUGACCCACAUCCGACAUACACGGAUCUGUCUGCGCACCAUCCUUCUCAGGGUAGAAUCCAAGAAGCACCCAAGUUGACUCAUCUGUAGCAGGUUUGGACAAAAAGUAAAAAAAAAAAAAACAGGAAAAAUAAAGAAAAAAACUAAAGGAAGACAAGAUGAAACAGACUAACCCAUGGGGCGAUGCAAUGGGGUUGAAAAAGAUGAUCCAGUGGUUUCUUGCCAUGACUAGAGCACCGGUUUAUGUCAAUGUUGUCCUUCCAUUCAUAUGUGACCAUACCUGAAUUUAGUAUCCAUAGGUCUGAAUACCCCUUUAAAAUGACACAUUUCAUGAACAGUGGCUAGUUUAUGCCAAGGAAUAGACUGUCUAGCUGUAUGACCUCAUUACAUCAUCCUAAAUGUUUGUGUACUUCUUCAGCAUUAUCGCUGCAUUCCUCACACUUUGGAGGGCGGUACGAUAUAGCUUACAUUUAAACUUACUGGUGCAAGAAAACCACUGGAUUGUUUUCGUCCACCACCCUUAUUUCACAUACCUCUUUUUUUAAACGUCUCAAAAAACCAGUCGAUUUUUUUAUUAACUUGUUCCCAAAAACAGCAGCAGACUGGCACCUUGUCUUUAGCAAGACACGGUGAUCAAGAUAUUCAUCUCUUUUAAGUCCGUUUUACACUAUGCUACCUAUCACUAUUAAUGAGAAGUGAACAGAAUUUUGUUAUGGCUUUGACACAGGGUAAAAAAGAAGAGUUGAGAAUACUAGUAAAUUAAAGUUCAUUCCCUCGUUCUCAACUCGCUGCCCCUCCCUCUCCCUCUCCCUCAUACUCCUUCCCCAGUUCUUUAUCUUUCCCAAUCUUUGGGUUCGCCUACAUUAGUCCAAACUAAUAUGAAAGGCCCACAUUUUCUCAUAUCUUGACUUAACGUGGAAACAGGGUAUAUUUGAACAAAAAUGCAUGUCCGGGAAACCAAGCUACGGCGCAGACGUCUUUGUUUACGCCUAAUGCGCUCUCGUCUGGGCAUCAUUGUUGCACUUAGAGUUUACAUUUAAUGGGUGAGGAAGAAAAGUAAAUCUUAUUUUGAAUCGGAAGACCUUCAAUCAGCGUCUUUCGCUAAGUGUGUUCAAGUGAACAUUCAUAAAUAUAUAUUUAUUUGUUAUAGCCAGUUUAAAUACUUUCUUUUUUGUAUUAUUUAUCCCCAUGUAUUUAUAUCGAUAAAAAUGUACUUUUUUAGUAUCUACCUGUUAUAAAAAGACGCUGUGUUCUUGUCAUUGUAACAAAUUAAUUUUUAGUUCUUGUAUUUUAGAGAUAUGUAGGUUUAUGUUACCCUUGUAUAAAUAAUGUCUUGACUUGUACAGGGGGCGCAAGAACGGAAUCAAACCGUUCCCGCAUAGUCGAGAUUUAGACGAAAUAUAGCGAAACAUUUUGAGAACUUCAUUUGUCCUUUGUAACUACUUUUUUUUUUCCUUGUUAAGAGUUGGUUGUUGAACAAUUCUUUAAUAAAAUGUUAUGUUAUUCA